CCUCCAAUUUUGCCACGGAUCGAUCGCUGUGAAGGGGACUAUCAAACCAUAACUAAUAUAAGCUGCUGUAUCUUCACAAGAUCACCAUUUGAGAUGAGCGUUAAUUCCGGAAGCAUGUUGCGUUCAGCAACCUCAGACGAUGAAACUUCCACAGAAAAAGAUCCUAACAACAGCGUGGUACUGAUCGAUAAGCUCCGACAUCCAGCUCUGCUUUGGAUCGUAUUCGUGUUCUUUCUACUUGUCGUUUGGGGCGUCUCGUUAUUACAGGCCGUGUUCUUCUUAAUCACUUAUAAAGAAGAAGAUAAACCAAAUAUAAGUAACCAGACUCACUUACCACAAUACCCUUGCAACAAGCCACUGAAAAUGAAUCAUGCAAAUAAUAGGUGUGCCUUGCCUUGUGAAUGGGUGUCUUUUACCAAAAGUCAAGAUACUGCACAAACUAUAGUUGAUAACAUCUCAUUGACGAUAAGCCUGCUUGGAUUUUUGUUCAUCCUUCUAACAUGGAUAUCUAUUAAACGAUUGCGUGUCUUUCCUCAUAUUAUUCCACUCUACAUCCAAGGGACUUCCUCUUGUAUUUCACUGCUCAUCGUCAUCAGCAAUGCCAUGGGCAGAAAGGAAUCUUUCUGUUCCCAUGAGUUUUUCACAGAGGCAUCAAAAAGCCCAACAAAUUUCUGUGUGGCUCAAGGGUUACUGAUUCAGUACUUUUCCAAUGUGACGGCAAUGUGGUUUAUAGUCUACAGUAUCUGUCUUCUUCAGAUGAUAUGCUCAAACAACUCCUUUCAUCGUAAUCGCUCAACCAGAAUACCACACCUUAUCAGUGCUGCAUGCUGCUGCCUGUUACCAUGGAUACUGGUCGGCAUAGUCUUCAAAGAAGGAGGUUAUGGAACAGUAUUAAACAUGCGCCUAUGUCUACCCAAGAGUGAAAAUCUGACUUACUACACGAAUGCCAUGAUCACUGAGAUAGGUCAAGCUGUUGCUUGUAGCUGUCUAUUGUUCGUUGUCUUCAAAUUAUACAGCAUAAGGAACUUGGAACUUCUACAAGGAGACCAAGCGAAGAGAAGAAAAAGUCGGUUGGAUAAAGUAGCCAUUCGUCUAGUUUGUCUAAUGUUUGCAUACGCUGUCAUUACCGCACUAGUUUAUAUUCCCAUGUGCAUCCAACAACGCAACAAACCUUAUUUGAAGAAAUAUUUGAAAGAGUAUUUUGGUUGUUUGUUGUUUGCUCCAUCUAGCGCUCAUUGCUCGAAAGAAAAAUAUCAAAGUGUUGCCUACGCCAACACGUUCAUCAUCUCUUACCUUAGUUCUGCCUUGUUUACUAUCUCAACCAUUUCAUUCCUGGCAUUCAACAAGCAGUCACGUCGGCUGUGGUUUUUUUGGUGGCAACGGUUGGUCGAUUGUUGCUGUCUUCCUGAAGAAACAAACAGCGCCGACCUCUAGCAUCCCAAGACUUCUAAAGCAGCAUCUCCGCUUAUGAUCGCACCAAGACCAUGGUUUUCUUUAACCACGAAAUAAACCGCUAGAAAAAACGCUUAACUACCGAUCUAGAUGCAUAGUUAUGAGAAUAAAGACUAAAGAAUUGGCCGCCAUGUUGGAUGGCAGUGGGAAAAUAACCAACAUGGUGGUUUUUAUAUUUCAUGGAUUUCAAUAAAAUAAAAUAAAAACAGGCAUUUCUCUUAAUCAGGAGAAAUAGUCAGAACAGCAACAGCCUAUAAACUUAUGAUUUUUAUAGCAGCUUUUAAAUCAAUAGUUUCAGCUAAUGGUAGACGACAUCUAAAUUGGAAACUUAGUUCUAAGUCUAUAAACCAUAAGUCUGCAAAUCAUUUUAGGAUGAUAUUGAUAGGUUUUAUUUCGACCAUGCUAUAGAUACAAGGAUCGAUUCAAUCAAAGAAUUAGAACUCAAAUGGCAGGGUCUAUCUGCCUUUGCAUUUUUAAUAGAAUAAGAGGACAAAAGAGUUAGGUUGGUGCGCGUCACGUUGGUUGGCAUUAACAAAAGAAGCCAAAACUAAGGAUAUGACAUGCAUCCAAAGAAUAGUGAAUUUUAGUCCUAAACUUGAGAGAAGCUUAAAGCUAAAGUUUUAUAAUCUGUAGGAUACAAUUCUACCAUAAAACUUACCUUAGAGGUUAACUUAUCGCGCCUUUUAGCAAUUUAAAUACAAUGUCAAAUCUUGGGAUCAAAAUAAAAUAAACGACACAAUUGCUAAUUAAA
This is a messenger RNA of Actinia tenebrosa (Australian red waratah sea anemone), 2203 nucleotides long. RefSeq lists its product as uncharacterized. The record is from RefSeq and is a predicted model, not a curated record. Gene Ontology annotation, biological process: cell surface receptor signaling pathway. NCBI's taxonomy places the organism in Eukaryota, Metazoa, Cnidaria, Anthozoa, Actiniaria, Actiniidae. Gene Ontology annotation, cellular component: membrane.